CGUCAUAUCAAUCGAUAAAGUCCGCCAUUUUAAUCUCAGUGUUUACUUCAUGAAGUGAUUUCAAGAAAUCUCUUUUCUAUAUUUGAUUUCAAAUAUUUCACGAUAUGAUGCAAAUUCUGAAAUUUAAUUAAAUAAAGUGUUCAAAUUUCAAUAAGCCAUUCACUAGAGCAUCAACUACAAAAUCGUAGUUUGAUAAGGUGCUUUCGUUAGGAAAUAAUAAUAAUAAUAAAAAAAAAAAAGUUGCAAAUAUGAGCAACAUAUCGAUACCCUACACGUGUAUUACAUGUCGAGUUGCUUUUAGAGAUUUAGAAGUUCAAAGGCAACAUUAUAAAUCCGAUUGGCAUCGUUAUAAUUUAAAGAGAAAAGUAGUUGAAUUACCACCAGUGGGUGUUGAAGAUUUUCAAAAACGUGUUAUUGCACAACGCGGAAAAGAUGAUCAACUUCAACAAAGUCAAGAAAUGAAUUGCAAAGCAUGUAGAAAAAAUUUUAGUACACAAAAUCAAUAUAACAAUCAUUUAUUGUCAAAAAAACAUAAAGAUAAAUCAGCAAAAGUUUCAAAUGCUAAUUCGAAUGAGGAACUUAAUGAUCAAUCAUCGUCUAGUGGUAUUAAAAAUAAUGAUAAUAAUGAUGCUGAUGAUAAAGAUGAAAAAAUGGAGAAUAUUUCUGCAAAAAAGAGUAGAAUCGAAGAGAAUAUGGAUACAGAUUCUGAUUGUGAAUCAGUUGAUUCCGAUGAAUGGAUGAACGAUACGGAAAAUCCAGUGGAAAAUAAUGAUUGUCUAUUUUGCAGUCAUCAUAGUCGAUCGUGGGUACGAAAUUUAAAACACAUGACGGAAGCACAUAGUUUUUUUAUACCUGAUCCAGAAUAUUGUGUAGAUAUGAGAGGAUUAUUAGUUUAUUUGGGCGAAAAAGUCUUUGGUGGAUUCAUGUGUCUUUGGUGUAAUGAUAAAGGAAGAGCAUUCCGCAGUGCAGAUGCAGCGAGAACGCACAUGAUUGACAAAGGUCAUUGUAAAAUGUUACACGAAGGUGAAGCAUUAGCUGAAUACGCAGAUUUUUACGAUUAUUCAACAAGUUAUCCAGAUGCGGAAGCCAAUGAUCCAGAUGCAGAAGUUGAAAUUCCCGAAUUAGAGGAUAAUGAUUAUCAAUUAAUUUUACCAUCUGGAAGUGUUAUUGGUCAUCGAUCAUUGAUGAUUUAUUAUAAGCAAAAUAUCGAUCCAAAUCGACCACUCGCAAUAUCAAAGAGUAAAAAAUUAAGUAAAAUUUUAUCAAUGUACCGUGGUCUUGGUUGGGUUGAAACACAAAAGGAGGCAGCUGCCAAGAAAGCGAGGGACAUCAAAUAUAUGCAGAGGGUCCAAGCAAAAUAUUCCGUAAAACUACAAUUGAAAACAAACAAAUUUCAACGUUACUUUAGACAACAAGUUAAUUUCUAAAUCAUCAACAAAUAUUACAAUUUUAGUGUAAAUAUAUUAUUAAUUUUAUUACUUUUGUAGUUUUUAGUUUUCAUUUUUAAAACUGAAAUAUAUAUAUUUCUCAAGUUAA
Molecule: messenger RNA, 1536 nt
Organism: Leptopilina boulardi
Lineage: Eukaryota; Metazoa; Arthropoda; Insecta; Hymenoptera; Figitidae
Product: cytoplasmic 60S subunit biogenesis factor ZNF622
Exons: 3
Coding region: 249-1427 (392 amino acids)
Biological process (GO): ribosomal large subunit biogenesis
Cellular component (GO): preribosome, large subunit precursor
Molecular function (GO): zinc ion binding; nucleic acid binding
Source: RefSeq, a predicted model, not a curated record